Molecule: messenger RNA, 1122 nt
Organism: Aureobasidium uvarum
Lineage: Eukaryota; Fungi; Ascomycota; Dothideomycetes; Dothideales; Saccotheciaceae
Source: the annotation of a GenBank genome assembly
AUCCUAAAGAAUGAAGACAAGCCGGCCGUCGAGCUGUGCGCCGAACGCGACUUGAGCAGCUACUCCCGCUUCACCCGCUCCUCGGUCGGCGAGUUCAUGUCGCUGUUCACAAAGACCGUCGCCGAACGCACCAAGCCGGGCCAACGCCAGGACGUCGAAGAGCAAUCCUACACCUUCCACGCCUACGGCCGCAGCGAGGGCGUCGCCGGCAUCAUCAUCAGCGACCAAGAGUACCCCGCCCUGGUCGCCCACCAGCUGCUCUCCAAGAUCCUGGACGAGUUCCUGUCGCGCUACCCUCGUACCGCCUUUGCAAACUCGAAUGCCGAGUUGCCCUUUCCUCAGCUCAAGGAGUACAUUGUCAAGUACCAGGACCCGCACGCCGCCGACAGCAUCAUGAAGAUUCAGAAGGAGCUGGACGAGACAAAGAUUGUGCUGCACAAGACCAUCGAGAGUGUUUUGGAGCGUGGCGAGAAGAUUGACAACUUGGUGGCCAAGAGCGACGGUCUUUCUGCUCAGAGCAAGAUGUUCUAUACUCAGUCGCAUCGGCGCCUCCGCAUCUUCAACCAUGCAUCCAUCCAUCUAUCCACCACUUUCUCCAAAUGUAAUCAUCCACCCGCCAUGCUUUCCCCAGAACUAACCAAUGCCAUCGACCACACAACCCUCUCAAGACUGAAAAAUGUAUUGAAAGACAUCUGCGACUCUUUACCCGCGGCAGCCGCUCUCGUCGAAGAACAACUUCUAGCCCCGCCAACCACCAUCAUCGACCUCACCGACGACGACGACGACACCGACUCGACACCAAUUGAAUCAACCACCGGCGUAAAAAGACAACGCUACGCCAUGUGCGAAAACUGCAAGGAGGAAUUCGACGUGACCGAAAACGACGAGGAUAGUUGUCAAUAUCACGAUGAACUAGAAGUCGACAGGCAAAGCAGCACCUGGAAUGACUGGGAUGAAAGAUGUCACGGAACAAUCGACAAUGACCUCUUUGACACUUAUCCCGAAGGCUUUGUGUGGGAAUGCUGUAACGAGAGUGGAGAUGCAGAAGGGUGUACCACUGCAGCUCAUGAAGUUGACGAUACCUUUGAUCCACAAGCUAAAAAGAGGAGGGUUUGGGAGUAA